AUGGGGUGGAUACACCGAGGACCUCUUCACUUCUACAUCAAGGCUCCAGCCAGCUCCAUGGCAAAGCUCUCCAAGAUCGAGUUAGAACGCCAGGAGAGAAUCAAGGAAAAUGAGCGCCACCUGCAGGACUUUGGAAUCGUGGACGCAGCAGACGCUUUGGCAGCCAGCAGAGCAAAACCGCAGGCCCCUAGGCGACGCUCUUCCCUGGGAGCCCACGGCGUUGACGGGAUUGUAGAGAUCCGACGGUCGGGCCGAGUCCAAAACAUGCCAGCUGUGUCCUACAAGGACCUAGAAGAAAGGAACGACCACCUUCGGCUGACUCGGGGGCCGGGCCGUCGAUCAGCGGGACCCUACCGGCCCCGCAGCGGCACAUCGACGUGUUCUGACGAAGCCAGGGAUGAAGCAGAGGCGAGAGCUAAUGCGAUCAAGGUGGAAGGACCGGCGUUUGUGAAGCGACUGUUGCAGUCGAUGAUCUCAGGCGGCUUCUGGCUGCAAUGGCCCAACGACUGGUGCGUCGUGCACAUGCCCAGCCACGACGUGUGGGUCACGCUCCUCGACGCCGACGGCGAGGCUUGGGAGUGCAAGUACCUGGGCGGUAAGAAAGGUCUAAGCGCCGGCUGGCGCGGCUACUCCAUCCAUAAGGGCUUCGACGACGGGGACGCACUCGCGUUCGAGGUUUUGGACAAGAAUCUGGACAGGGCGUUCUGCGACGCGCAUCUCUCCCCCGACGAGCGCGCGGUGCUGCUCGAGGGCCCCGCGGGGGGGGAGUGGGAGGCGGUCUAUAAGCCGGUGCGGGGCGCGCUCUCGGGCGGCUGGCGCGCGUUCGCGAUCGACCACGGGCUCGACGACGGGGACGCGGCGAAGUUCGAGGUCGUCGACAAGCAUCUACAGGCGCACUUCUGCCAGCACCACCUCCCAGGGGACCGCGACGGCCUGCUUAUCCUCGAAGACGAGCACGGAGAAAGCUGGGAGGUUAUGUAUAAGCCGAGCCGUGCGGGCCUGAGCGGGGGGUGGGGCGGUUUCGCGAAAGACCACGACCUGGGGGACGGGGACUGCUGCGUGUUUGAAGUGAUUGAACCGCGCGGAGAGGAGAAGUGGCGGGUGAAGGUGCACAUCGUGCGGGCCGACAGGGACGGGACCGCAGCGCUCGAGGGCGAAGAGGGGGAGGGCGACGAGGUCCAGAUUGACGACGGGGAAGAGGAGGUCAUUCCCGUGAGCGCCGACUCGGACCAGGGGGGCGCAGCACUAGUCAAGGAGCCGUCAAUUGACAGCCCCCCAAAGAAGCGAAAACGGGAGCCCAAGGUUUCCAUGUCCGAAACCGUCAAGGCGCAGCCUGCUGCGAAGAAGGGGAAGUCUAAACGCGCGAUCGGGAAGGCGCAAGAUAACGGGUUGACGCAGUGCGCGGUCGACUUCGUGAGGGGUCGGCGGGUUUCCCCCGAGGGUGUAGUAUCGUUUCUGCUCAAAGUGAAAGGUGUGCCGAAGCCGGUUUGGGUGGAGGACGGACAAGUGAGCGGGGACUCGGCGCAUUGCUGGCUGUCCGGGGAGGAAGAGGAAGAAGAUUCAUGA
Molecule: messenger RNA, 1566 nt
Organism: Klebsormidium nitens
Lineage: Eukaryota; Viridiplantae; Streptophyta; Klebsormidiophyceae; Klebsormidiales; Klebsormidiaceae
Source: the annotation of a GenBank genome assembly